This is a messenger RNA of Python bivittatus (Burmese python), 5990 nucleotides long. Lineage: Eukaryota; Metazoa; Chordata; Lepidosauria; Squamata; Pythonidae. The record is from RefSeq and is a predicted model, not a curated record.
AUGGCGGGCCGGGGCCGAUUUGUGCUUUCUGGGAACUUUCAUGGGGGAUCUGUUGUUGCAAGCUAUCCAUUCGAUGACUCAGACGCACACCAGUCCUCUGGAGUAUACAGUAAAUCUGCUGAUGAUGAAGUUUUCAAAUAUCUGGCAAAAGCCUAUGCAUCAAACCAUCCAAUAAUGAAAACUGGCAUCCCAAACUGUCCUGGGGAAGAGGAAGAAACUUUCAAAGAUGGCAUCACCAAUGGUGCUCAGUGGUAUGAUGUAGAAGGUGGAAUGCAAGAUUAUAACUAUCUUUGGGCCAACUGCUUUGAGGUCACGUUUGAACUUUCCUGUUGCAAAUACCCACCAGCUGUGCAGCUUGAGCAGGAAUGGCAGAAUAACCGGGAAUCUCUGUUCACCUUCAUUGAAAAAGUACAUAUUGGAAUUAAAGGAUUUGUGAGAGAUUCGGUUACUGGGGCUGGCUUGGAAAAUGCAACCAUUGCUGUGGCUGGGAUUGCUCACAACAUUACAACUGGACAGUUUGGUGACUAUUACAGACUGCUGGUGCCUGGGACCUAUAAUGUCACAGCUUCGGUCAUGGGUUAUCUGUCAGUCACCACAGAGAACAUUGAAGUGAAGGAAGAGAAUGCAACUGUAGUGGACUUUUCCUUGCAUCCUGCUGUCACAGUGUUGACUUCCAGCCCUACCAAAGAAACUCCGAUAGCUGCCAACAACUCUCUUGACAACACAGCAAGUACAACUGAUGUAAACAGAUCAACCUCUGUUCGUCAGGUGAUCCAGCCAGAUGAUUUUCGCCACCACCACUUCCCUGAUAUGGGCAUCUUUCUGAGGAAAUACGCUACUGAGUACCCAAACAUCACACAUCUCUACUCAGUAGGCAAGUCAGUGGAACAAAGGGAGUUGUAUGCAAUGGAAAUAUCAGAUAACCCCGGUAUCCAUGAAGCAGGUGAACCAGAAUUCAAGUAUAUUGGGAAUAUGCAUGGGAAUGAAGUAGUAGGAAGGGAAUUGCUCCUCAAUCUCAUAGAGUAUCUCUGCAAGAACUAUGGAACUGAUCCUGAAGUGACUGACUUGAUCCAAAAGACUCGGAUACAUAUCAUGCCAUCAAUGAACCCUGAUGGCUAUGAAAAGUCUCUAGAAGGAGACAUAUCAGGAACUUUUGGCAGAAACAACAGCAACAACUAUGAUUUGAAUCGGAACUUUCCAGAUCAGUUUGUCCAAAUCACUGAACCCCUGCAGCCAGAGACAAUAGCUGUUAUGAACUGGCUGAAGACCUAUCCCUUUGUGCUAUCUGCAAACUUGCAUGGAGGAGCUCUGGUGGUUAACUACCCCUAUGAUGAUAAUCGCCUAGGAGUUGCCGCAUAUAGUAAAUCCCCUGAUGAUUCAGUUUUUCGGCAGAUAGCUCUUGCCUAUUCUAAGGAGAAUGUGCAAAUGUUCCAGGGCCACCCAUGUGACAACAUGUAUCCUGAGGAAUACUUUCCCCAUGGCAUCACUAAUGGAGCGAAAUGGUAUAAUGUUCCAGGUGGCAUGCAGGAUUGGAAUUACUUUAACACUAAUUGCUUCGAGGUGACUAUUGAGCUGGGCUGUGUCAAAUAUCCCAGGGCAGAAGAGUUGCCAAAAUACUGGGAGCAGAACCGCCGCUCUCUGCUGCAGUUUAUCAAGCAGGUUCAUCGAGGCAUUAGAGGGUUUGUGUUGGAUGCCACUGAUGGACGGGGCAUCUUGAAUGCAACCAUCAGCAUUGCCAGCAUUGACCAUCCUGUCUCCACCUAUAAAACUGGGGAUUAUUGGCGCUUGCUGACUCCAGGAACGUACAAGAUCACAGCAUCUGCCCGAGGGUAUAAUUCAGAGACAAAGAUAGUAAAAGUUGAAGAUAACAAUGGAGUACAAGUCAACUUUACUUUGAGUCGAAAAGGCUCCAAAGUUGAAGAAGGGUCGGCACCACAUGUGAACAUGGCAGACUCUAAUGGGCCAGUCACCAAGGAGUUUGAAACCUUGAUCAAAGACCUCUCAGCAGAGAAUGGCUUGGAACAUCUCCUCUUGGCUUCUUCAGCUGAUGUUCAGCCUUCCCGUUAUCGUCCCUACAACGAUCUGUCUAUGUUCCUUAGAGGCUUGAAUUUGAAUUAUCCAGAAAUCACAAAUCUUGUUAGCUUGGGCCAAAGUCGUGAGAUUCGUCACAUUUGGUCCCUAGAAAUCUCUAACAAACCCAACCAGUCUGAGCCAGAAGAGCCGAAGAUCCGUUUUGUCGCUGGCAUCCAUGGCAAUGCCCCUGUUGGUACUGAGCUCCUCCUGGCUCUGGCAGAGUUCCUCUGCAUGAACUACAAGAAGAACGUGGCUAUCACAAAGCUGAUUGAGAAGACAAGAAUAGUGAUUGUGCCAUCCCUGAAUCCAGAUGGGCGUGAAAUUGCACAGGAAGGAGAUUGUACCUCCAAAACGGGUCGAACCAAUGCCAACGGCAAAGAUCUGGACACAGAUUUCACAAGCAAUUCUUCUGUGGCGAGGGAACCCGAAACAAAGGCCAUCAUGGAGAACCUGAUACAGAAGCAAGACUUCAGCCUCUCUGUUGCCUUAGAUGGAGGGUCCCUGCUUGUCACUUACCCAUAUGACAAGCCAGUGCAGACAGUGGAAAAUAAAGAAACUCUGAAACAUUUGGCUUCUGUCUAUGCAAACAACCAUCCUACAAUGCACCUAGGACAGCCUAGCUGUCCAAACAAAUCAGAUGAGAAUAUCCCGGGAGGUGUGUUGCUUGGAGCACAAUGGCACAGUCAUCUAGGCAGCAUGAAGGAUUUCAGUGUCACAUAUGGGCAUUGCCCAGAGCUCACAGUAUAUACUGGUUGCUGUUACUUUCCAAGUGCAGGACAACUCCAUGCUCUGUGGACAGAGAAUAAGAAAUCUCUUCUUAGUAUGCUGGUGGAGGUUCAUAAAGGAGUCUAUGGCUUUGUCAGAGACCAGCAUGGCCGACCAGUGUCCAAAGCCCAAAUUGUGUUCAAUGAAGGGGUAAAAGUGUGCACCAAGGAAGGUGGCUAUUUCCAUGUGCUUCUCGCUCCAGGCUAUCAUAAGAUCCAUGCUAUAGCUGAAGGCUAUCAGCAGAAGCAUGUCCAGGUCUUGGUUCGCCAUGACAUGGCCAGCUUUCUGCAUAUACAGUUUGACAUAGACAAUAAGAUCUUUGGGCUUCCAAGAGAGUUGGUGGUUACAGUAGCAGGUGCAACCAUGUCAGCCCUGAUCCUCACAGCCUGCAUUAUCUGGUGUGUGUGUUCUAUCAAGUCUAACCGGCACAAAGAUGGCUUCCACCGCCUACGGCAGCACCAUGACGAUUAUGAGGACGAGAUCCGCAUGAUGUCCACUGGCUCUAAGAAGUCGCUUCUGAGCCAUGAAUUCCAGGAUGAAACGGACACUGAGGAGGAAACAGUUUACUCCAGCAAACACUGAUCUACCAGUGGCAGGGAGCUCCCUGCAGAGACGUGUUUCACCACAUUGAGCAAUUUUCUCAGCCAGUGGACACAGAAUGCAUGACCUUCCAAAUCUCCGUUCCUGGUUCAUGCCAAUGUCUGUUCAUCCACAAGAAAGUCCUACUGUACUGCUGGCUGCUCUUCUAUCUGGUGCCAGAACUGGAAUCCUUUGGGCCACUUGGUUAGUGGCAGAAUAGCCACUCCAAUGAUGGAAGCUGCCACGGAGCUGCUGGCUUUUCUAGAACUUUAAAAAAGUUUUCCUUAAACCAUACUUCCGCGACUUGGGGGACUACCGCUACAUGAUGACUACCAAGGCUUAGUCUAAGCUGCUGUCCACUGCAGCAGACGGACACUUUGGAACUUCCUUUCUUGCCUGCCUGCCUGGAAUAGUUUCCAGGGCUGGUUGCAGAGGCGUUAAAAGCACUAAACAUAUUCCCUUUAUUAAGAAGAAUAAAAUUCCUUCUGCUGAGAAUGACUUCGGGUUAGGUCUUUUGGGCAGAUACCGACCUGAAAUGUGUGUUGAGAUACAGGAAAUCUCCUUCUCCAGUUGAGGUUGCAGUUGUUGAUUUUUAAAACACAACACUUACUUUGUUUCCUUUAAUUAUCUUGCACAGAUCCUGCCGCAGCAUUUCCGCUGGUUUUAUCUGAGAACAUAGGAUAGCAAGAGGUGCAUUUCUGUACUGAGAGAGAAUAACUCCUGAUAGUCUAAUACUAAUUGGAUAUUGAAAUUCCAGCUUGGUGCCAAAUGUUGUUUUGUAAUUUUCUUUUGGAGUCUGUGGAAGCAUCCGCACUACUGGUUUGUUUGGCAGGGGCUGCAGUCUAGAAAACCUUUUCAUAAGAAAAUCUUCUGCUUCGAAAGCAUCAAGCCACUUUUUCAGGAAAAUGCCUUGUUCUUUCCUUUCCAUUACUGAGUCUGUUACUGCAGUUCUCUGCUCUUCUGCCAAGACUGAAUUUGUGUGGAAUUGUGCUGUUCUCAGAUGCUUCUUCUGAAUAUGCCCCAACUAUAUAGUGGGUCUGUUCUGGAAGGGAAGUGGCACAGUGGAUACUGUUCCUCACAUUAUAUGGUGUAAGUCUAGCCUUUUAUUUUUGUAGCACUUUGGUUUGAAAUGUUAAAUAGGGGCUUAUAUGUUUGGAAGAAGUGAAAAGCUGUUGUACAGCUGAUAAGUACUAGUCUUGGACUAGAAGACCAUCUUUAAACAAGAUCACUUUCCUAUUUAUGCAUUGGGGAGUUUAAUUCCACCAUUCCUUGAUAACUUUAGAUAGCGCAUGCAGGAUGAGAAUAUAGUUGAAAGCAACUCCAAAGGCUUACUUAAGAACUGGAAAUGGAUCUAGAGAAUCUGUUUAGGGUCUUGUGACUACCACAAGGCCUGACCUCAGACUCCUCAAAAUUCUUUCUGGUCUCUUGAAACUUGCCAGAAAUGGGAACAAUGACCUGUUUUGAUGGCUUAUUCAGUUGCUUGGUUGUACUAAUAAGGAUUUCCCAAAAUAGUUUAGCUUCCCUUGUGAAAUGUCAAACCCACUUUAAAACUGGGGCAUUAUAAUAAUAAUGUUGGACUCUGGGGCCAUCAUUCCCAGGAAAUCCAUAGAGCAGAUAGAUCAUUUUAGCUGUCAAAAUGUUGACAGCUUAGUUUAAGCUACACUCUUAAACAUACUACGAAGUAGGACAAAUUGUGAGAUUUAUCUUUAAAAUCAACAAGUAAAUGUUUUAAGUUUAUCCUUUUCCUGAUCAUUCUGGAUCAGUUUAUUUAAGCCCCUCCCAUCUGCUGGAAAGUAUGCAGUACUAAACCAAGUGCCUCAGUCUAUUAGCAUUAUUGAUGAUCCUAGUAUAUCCAUGCCAGUAGAUUGUCAUAAGGUUCAAGCAAUGUUAUCCCAGUUGUGUUCUGCUUUAAUUGAACUUUGCUGCUUUUUGUCAAAUUACCUACAACAGCUUUCUUUGAAAUGAAGUUGGAUAGUACUGAUUCCAAAUCCCUAGCUGCUACCUGUUGGGUCUUGGGGUAGAUGUCUUUAAUCUGUAUUGGAAUGUGCAUUAUCCUCUUCAUCCCAGUCCAAAAUUUAAAAGAAAAGCAGUUCAAAAUCUCUUGACUAAGUGUGCCAGCAAUAACUGCGGUGUCGAGUACCAGCCAUAGCCUUCUUUCGACUUGCUCAAACUUUGCUAGAAACACAACUUGGAAGCCAGUCUUGCCUCAGUGUUCACAGGUGGCUGCAUCUUUCUGAUAGUAAUUAUGCAUUUUUUUCUAAUUAAAAUAACAGGGUGGCUGCCCUUACUUUUUGUAUAACACUAUAUGUCUUUGAGAGGCAAUGUUAGCCUCGUGGCAUAGAAGAAUAAAUUGCAGCUGCCUUGGUACGUUUGCCACUUUGAUUUGGGGGGAGGGGGGUCCAUGUACUGUGCCUUCAGAAGCAGAUGUUGAAAGGAAGGGCUUGACUUAGGAACGCAAACCAAUUAGUGUCAUUGACAACUUGAAGGUCUGUACACCAAACAAGACUUCUGCAAGUGUGUUUGAUUAAAAUGUAUGCUAAGCUCUAAUCUGUAUAAAAUUCUUUUAUGAUGUC